Cuscuta epithymum is the source of this 1421-nucleotide messenger RNA. NCBI's taxonomy places the organism in Eukaryota, Viridiplantae, Streptophyta, Magnoliopsida, Solanales, Convolvulaceae. The record is from the annotation of a GenBank genome assembly.
AUGGAUAUACCGAUAGCCAGCCUAAGUAAACAAUAUUUCGUACUGAAAUGGCGUCUGCUGAAAUGCCAAGGGUGAAGCUAGGGAGCCAAGGACUUGAGGUCUCCAGAUUGGGGUAUGGUUGUAUGGGGCUUACUGGGAUGUACAACAAUCCGGUUCCAGAGGAAGAAGGGAUAGCCAUUCUCAGGGAAGCUUUCAAUAAAGGGGUUACCUUUUUCGACACCGCCGACGUUUACGGCGCAGACCAUUCUAACGAGUACCUGGUCGGGAAGGCGUUGAAGCAUAUGCCCAGAGAAAAAGUGCAACUAUCUACAAAGUUUGGUAUAUGCAAAGUUACUACUGACGUUGAGGUGAAAGGAACCCCUGAAUAUGUGCGAUCCUGUUGUGAGGCCAGCCUGAAACGCCUUCAAGUUGAUUACAUCGAUAUCUACUUUAUACAUCGUAUUGACACUACCGUGCCUAUUGAGGAAACUAUGGGAGAACUGAAGAAAUUAGUUGAAGAAGGUAAAAUAAAGUAUGUCGGACUGUCCGAAGCUCACCCAUAUACAAUAAGGAGGGCCCACGCUAUUCAUCCCAUCACUGCUCUCCAGCAUGAGUACUCCUUAUGGACACGUGACAUUGAGGAUGACAUCGUACCUCUUUGCAGGGAACUGGGAAUUGGGAUUGUUUCAUUUGCUCCUGUUGCUCAUGGACUGUUUGGUGGAAAGGCGGUUGUGGAGAGCUUGCCUGCUAACAGUACCUUGGAGCAACAUCCAAGGUUUACUCCAGAGAAUUUAGAAAAGAACAGAGUUAUAUAUUUUCGGCUACAAGAAUUGGCAAAGAAACAUAAAUGCUCACCUGCUCAACUUGCUCUUGCAUGGAUUCUCCAUAGGGGUGAUGACUUUGUUCCCAUUCCUGGAACAACUAAGAUAAAAAACCUUCAUGAUAACAUUGGUUCAGUGAAGUUGAAGCUCACUAAAGAAGAAGUGAAAGAGAUCACGGAUAUAGUGUCCAUCAAUGAAGUGGCAGGCCAAAGAAUUGGAGAUAUGUUUUAUAAGACAUCAUAUCUUUAUUCUAUUACUCCACCAUUGAAGCACAAGACUCGCAGCUGCCAAAGAAAUGCAUUAUUAUCUAAUUCUCUCUAUGGUGCUGUCGUUAGUGUAAUAUUGGCGAUAUGUAUAUACAAGGUUGUGCAUGUAUGAUCCUUCGUGAGGAAGCGGUCAAACCCAGCUGGUUGCCGACUCACUCUCUGUAAUGGGAGGUCUUGGGUUCAAUUCUCAAUGUGAAAUUGAUCCCAGUUUACCCAGGCCUCCCAACCCCCCGGGGUAAAAACAAGCAUGUAUGAUCCUUCAUUUUAUGUAUAUGAAUAAUCCCAAAUUAAUCUCUCUUUCAUAAUCGUGUGCAUCAUGACUUUCUAACUCCAUCUGGCUUAAUUUUCAUCCUCU